Fusarium vanettenii 77-13-4 is the source of this 1863-nucleotide messenger RNA. RefSeq lists its product as uncharacterized. The transcript is spliced from 3 exons. Gene Ontology annotation, molecular function: protein binding. Gene Ontology annotation, cellular component: GID complex. The record is from RefSeq and is a predicted model, not a curated record. Gene Ontology annotation, biological process: proteasome-mediated ubiquitin-dependent protein catabolic process. The annotation marks the transcript as partial. Lineage: Eukaryota; Fungi; Ascomycota; Sordariomycetes; Hypocreales; Nectriaceae.
UCGAGUCCCGUGCCGCCUCAGAUCCUCGGACGACGCCCACGAUCGCCGUCUUUCGACCCUCUUCUGGACCUCCAGACUGACUCCUGUCUCGAGUCUGAGGGCGUUUACGACGCUAUUGCCGAGCCCCCUUCUAAACGAAGACGAGGCAACGACAGGAUGGGCGCGAGUGAUACACUCGAUCCGCACAAUGGCGCUUCCCUAGGAUUCUCCAACGGCUCGACCGCUUCGCAGUCCCAGCAGUCGGCCUCUACAGGAGUGACUAAUGGCCACAAGACCGCGCUGAACGGUUCAGCCAGGGACAAGAACAAUGCUGCUGGCAGAUCGAGCCAACGACCCCAAACAUACUUUGGUCAUGACCGUCAAGAGGUGACCCGACUGUUGAUACAGGCAUUAUCUGAUAUGGGAUACCAAGCUGCCGCCGACAAUGUAAGCCAGGAGAGUGGCUAUGAGCUUGAGAGUCCCACUGUGGCCGGCUUUAGAUCUGCCGUGCUCAGUGGCUCAUGGCCCGUGGCAGAGGAGCUGCUUGCCGGCGCUUCAUACGAGGCAGAUGGCCAAGGGAAUGGGCUCGUUCUGGCAGCCGGUGCUGACCGAAACGCCAUGAGGUUCUGGCUAAGGCAGCAGAAGUUUCUGGAGCUGUUGGAGCAGAAGGACACCAGCCGGGCCCUCACAGUUCUUCGAGGAGAGCUGACCCCGCUAUCGCACGACACCGCAAAGCUUCAUUUCCUGUCAAGCUUGCUCAUGUGCCGUUCUGUUGAGGACCUCAUGGUAAGAGCAGAGUGGGAUGGGGCUGGCGGCGAGUCUCGAAAGCGAUUAUUAUCGCAGCUUUCCAAAUGUAUAUCUCCUUCGGUCAUGUUACCUGAGAAUCGUCUUGCGGUCCUCCUUGAACAAGUCAAGCAGAGUCAAAUCGAUACCUGUUUGUAUCAUACCGAGGCGUUGUCACCAUCGCUAUACUCGGAUCAUCUUUGCGAUAAACGAAACUUCCCCACAGAGGUGGCAGUGGAGGUGUCUGAUCUCGAUGGAGAGAUCUGGCAGGUCCAGUUCUCACAUGAUGGAACCAGGCUCGCUGCCUGUGGUAGCAGUGACUACGUUAUGAUUUGGAGUGCCAAGACAUUCGACGUGCUCAACGUUCUUCGUGGCCACGAGGGUGGUGUUGGAAACAUCUCAUUCAGCCCAGAUGACUCCAUGAUUGUGUGUUGCUGCAGGGAUGGAUUUGCUCGGUUAUGGAACACCCAUACCGGCACACUCAUCAAGAAGUUUAGUCGAUUUGAUGAGCCCGUAAGUGGAUGUGUCUGGGACCGGAAUAACCGGUCAUUCGUUCUCGGAACACUUGAUCCCAACUACAGCCUGCGGACUGUGAAUGUGCAUGAUGAUGAAGUGUACGAGUGGGGGAAGAAGCAUCGUGUUCAGGACAUAUGCGGAUCUCCCGAUGGCCGCUGGCUUGUCGCCGUGGAUCAUCUGCAGACAAUUCACGUCUACAACGCCCUGACGCGAGAGCUCGAGUUUGAUAUGGAGCUCAAGGCCCUUCUUACCUCGGUUAGCAUCAGCGAGGACUCACGGCACCUGCUUGUCAACAAGAGCGAUGGAGAGGCGCAGCUCAUCGACCUCUUCACGCGGAACUCUGUGCAAAAGUUCUUUGGCCACACCGGUGGCCAAUUCCUGAUCCGGAGUUCCUUCGGUGGACCGAAUGAGAGUUUCGUCCUGAGUGGAAGCGAGGACGGCAACAUCUUGAUCUGGCACAAGAACACGGGCGCUCCGGUUGAGCGGCUACCCGGCCAUCAUCCUCGAUGUAACGCUGUGACUUGGAAUCCGACGGAUCCGUUUGUGCUGGCGUCUUGCGGAGACGACGGCCGACUCAAGAUGUGA